Messenger RNA from Prunus armeniaca (apricot), 624 nucleotides. The record is from the annotation of a GenBank genome assembly. Lineage: Eukaryota; Viridiplantae; Streptophyta; Magnoliopsida; Rosales; Rosaceae.
AUGGGAGUGAUAACGGCCUUCGGCAUGGCUGGCGAAGGGAGCCCCUCCUACAAGCAGUUCUCCCAUCUGUACAGCGUUACCAAGUCCAAGUGUGCCGAUCACGGCGGGUGGGUGCAGGCGAACUGCCUCAGGGCUGCCGAUCGAGGCCACUUUGUCAGCUGGGAACCGACUUCACAGAAGUCGUGGAGGAAUCGGCGGGUGCUCCUCUCGGGCGACUGGGAGUCGCCUUCGGGACAGCCCUGUCCGAUUUCGCAUUCCCAACCCUUCCAAAUGGCCGUGACGGAAGAGAGGAGAGCUGCCGAGGCUAAGAGGAUGAACGAGUCCUCCAAGCGCCGUCUCAUGAUGGGCUUUCCAGGGGAAAAAGAAGAAAACCCAGCCGCAGGGCUCGGCAUCGGUAGACCCCGAGGACCAGACGUUUGGCCGACCGCCCUCCGUGAGCUCAAUGCCGAUCGGCUCAAGCCGGAGCGGCAACGGGCCGCCCUUCUCCCCGCCGCGCGCCCCCACUCCCGAAGGAGCUUCCUCCCGAGCGGCCGGCAAACGGCCCUUCACCCGUCGAUCUUAGAUGCCGAACCGGCCCCAAAACGCGGACGGCAGCCUAGCCACGCGGGCUAUCUUCGCUGCUGA